GGAAACCAUUUUUUGAGACUUCUGGUAGCAGCCGCGUAGUGACCGGUUUGACAGCUCCAACCGGCCUUGGGCCUCUUGAGGCUUAUCGUUGUGCAGACUGGAGCCUGCCCGGUACCGAGCUCUGGGGGCUGUGGGAUCCAGCAUAGUCCCUAUCCUGGGAAAUCUGCUCCCUAAUGUGGCUGUUGAAGUGCUUUUGUGCCUCAUAUCAUGUCUUUUUGUGUAUUCAAAUCCCAGAGUCUGCUGCAGCAAGAAAGAACUGCCGGCGAAAACUCCUCAGCAAGUCUUAUUGCUUCAGGCUAAAGAGGCAAUCUAAAGGGAGGAUGUCGGAGCUGAGCGACGAAGCCAGCGAGUCGGAGCUGCUGAGCCGCAGCCUGUCCAUGUGGCACGGGGUCGGGCAGAUGAUCUGCAGGGAAGAGCUGGACGUUCCCCUGGACUUGCAUACGGCCUCCUCUGUCGGGCAGUAUGAGGUGGUGCAGGAGUGUAUUCAGCGUGGAGAUCUGGAUUUAAAUAAGAGGAACUGUGGUGGCUGGACUCCACUGAUGUACGCCUCCUACAUCGGCCACGACACCAUCGUCCACCUGCUGCUGGAAGCGGGAGUGAAUGUGAACAUCCCAACCCCAGAAGGGCAGACACCACUCAUGCUGGCCUCCAGCUGUGGAAAUGAAAGUGUUGCUUACUUUCUCCUACAGCAAGGCGCAGAGCUGGAGAUGAAGGACAUCCAUGGUUGGACUGCCUUAUUUCACUGCACCAGCGCUGGACAUCAGCAGAUGGUCAAGUUUUUACUGGACAAUGGGGCAAAUGCCAACUGCAAGGAGCCUGUGUAUGGAUAUACGCCUCUGAUGGAAGCAGCUGCUUCUGGCCAUGAGAUAAUUGUUCAGUACCUUCUCAAUCAUGGAGUGAAGACAGAUGUCAGAGAUAACACUGGAGCCACAGCACGGACACUGGCCAUGAAAUAUGGACAUACGAAGAUCGUGGGGCUGAUAGAUUUGCACGCAGCCCCAGUGCCCAAGGUCUUCUGCAGGGGUCCAGGAAAAUAUGAAGAGCUGAGUUCCUCAGAUGAAUCCUGUUCUGCUCCCCAGAGACAGAGACCUGUUCGUAGGACCAAGGGUCCCAGCAUCCAUGAUGGGCCCCAGGCUUUGGCCAAGAUAACAGCGGUUGGGAUCGGGGGAAAGAAGCAGUCCCGCUAUGAGCAGGUCCCUCCUCAGGGCUACGUUACCUUCAAUGAUGAUGGCAGCUGUGAAGCAGACAAUAUCCGGAACCGGGACGUUACCUCGCCAAUUAACGAGCAGGAUGUGGAGAGCAGCAGCAGCAGGGAGGAUAAUGUCUUCUUCACUAACAACUUAACAACCGUCAGGAGCAGCAGCAGCAGCAGUGAAUGCCUCCCCAAAGCCCUGGGGGUCAGCAGCGAAGGUUCCUUGGAAAGCAACGAGGAUUCUGACCAUGCAAACAGUCCCCCUUCUCGGAAACAAGCCAAGAGCUUUAAGAUCAAGAAUCGCUACAGCAACAGUGACAGCCAGUGGACCCACUGCCCAGGGAAAGCUGGGGGCUCUGCUCAGCACCUGAUCCUUCCUGAGCCCCCUGCCUAUACGGGGCCCCAGGACCUGGCGACGUUCCUCGAGCAGAUUGGGUGCCUGAAGUACCUGCAAGUGUUUGAGGAGCAAGAUGUCGACCUCCGGAUCUUCCUCACCCUCACAGAGAGUGAUCUGAAGGAAAUAGGCAUCACUCUGUUCGGACCCAAGAGGAAGAUGACAUCUGCCAUUGCCCGGUGGCACAGCAACGCUCGGCCGCCCAGCGAUGCCCUGGAGCUGGCCUACGCGGACCGGCUGGAGGCCGAGAUGCAGGAACUGGCCAUUCAGCUGCACAAGAGGUGUGAAGAGGUGGAGGUGAUGAAGGGCCAGGUGUGCCAGGAGCAGAAGCUACGUGCGGUGGCUGAGAGCUGCUUGAUGGAGCGGGAUGAGACCUGGAAUGCCAUCCAGUGCCAGCUCAGAGAGGCACAGGCCAUCACGGAGGAUGCUGGAGUCCUACUGGAUCAGAUCAAAUGCUGUCAGGCAGAGCUGUCCUCCCGGCUGGCACCGGAGCAGGCGGUCGGCAGAGCCCUGGACACAACGGCGCAGCUGGGAACCGGAGAGAGCAGGCGGCCUGGUGAGCGGCCAGUGCUGGAAGGAUGGCCACCUUCCUUGAAGUCGCUGAGCCUGCCUGAGCUGUCAGCUGUCCUGGAGGAGCGUGUGGGAGAAAUGGGAAAAGCUCUGCAGACUGUGACUCAAAACCUCCAAAGGCUCCAAGCCCCGGGGCAGAGCGGGCAGAGCUGGCUAGAGCCGUAAGGAAGCAGGAGGAAUACUGACGUCGGGUGACACUUCCACCCGGAAGCUGAGUGUGCCUGGGAGAAUGAGCGCGAGGGCCGUGCCGGCAGCACCGCAGCGCUGCUGAAGGUGCCACAGCAGCUGGUGGACACAUGGAAAAAAGGUCUCGGCCGUCGGAGAAGGUGCCUGGGAGAACGAGGGACAGCAGAAGACAACAACCCAGCAGCAAUUGGGGCCUGACUUCUUUCUGGGUUCCUGGGAUCGCUGCUGUUCAUACCCAAAGGUUGGGUUAAGAGGAGAAGCACUGAACCCAAAAGGUUUAUCUGCCUUAAGCUUCCUGCAGCCCUUGUCAUUCAGGGCUGUGUGGUGUUAGAAAGCUGAUGGUUUCCCACAGCAAUCCAUUACCCUUUUUUCCACAUCCUAUAUUCCUCCAAGACCUCUGACGCUUGCCCUGACCCCUUCUGUGCUGUGUGGCUUGGUCAGGAGGUGACCCAAAAAAUGUACCUGAGGCAAUAAGGGAGGGGGGUUUGCUGUGGGUGGGUAAAGUGAGUAGAAUUUAUAAUGUUUGGCUCGUUGAAUUGUGGUGAAAUUCAUGCAGCCUGACUCUGUAACCCUCCUGCCAUCCCAAAUCUCUGCUUCAGAACCUCUCCCUCCAACCAGCCCACCCUGCUUGGGUUCGGAUUCCUGCCCCCCCUCGGGGGCUGUUUGAUCAUGUUAUUCAGUCCCAACCAACUGUUUUUUGUGGCCAGUGCUUUAUGGCAGAGGCUCUGUCUGGUUUGUCAGUGCCAAGAACCCAACGCUGCCAGUGGUUGCGAGGCAGAUGUUCCUCUGGAAGGACAUGAGAGGGGGAAAAAAAGAGCUCGAGACGGUUCAGUCUCCUGUGCCUCAAGGCAGAGCCAGAGCAGAGGGACAGAUCUGUCCCACAUGGGAGAGGGACAAAAGAAAUCCCACCCCAGCUGGAGCUGCAGUGUAUAUUUGGUCUUCAACCACUGCCUGCCUUUGGUUUCUAGGCUCUAGUGUUUGGAAAUAGCUCUGCUGAGGCAUUUUUGUGUUGGGGAUGUGGGUGUUUUUCAAAGGUGCAGGAAGAAGCUGCCUCCCCAGAGAGACUGUUCCAUCUCUUGGAGCUGGGGGAGCGGCCAUAAGGGCUCUGGUGACAGUUACAUUGAUGUAAAACUGGUUUCCAGUGACUUUGUUCCUCUCUUUUGCCAAGUCCUGGGGGUGCAGAAAAACCAGCAGCAAAAGCUGAAGUCUGUGAGUCUGGAAAAGUGGUGGUGGUUUUGCUGGGAAGGGGAAGAAACUGGGUGUUCCUUCUGAGUUUAAUUUUUUGGACCUUGAUCACAGAUGCCAAAACAUAUAGAUCCCUUCUGGCUUCAUCCCUUGAGCUGGUCACCCUUUCCCAGCAGCUCCCUGGGACUGGGCAGGCUGGAAAGCUGUGUUUGGGGAAGGUGAUGCCUCCUUUGACUGUUCCACUGAACUGGGGGACAGAACUGGGUCACCCAGGCAGGUAUGGCCUGCUCUGAUGUGAUCCUGCCCCACUGGUGGCUUGUGUGGGCCUGGCAGCUGCUUCCUAUUCACGUUUAACUCUUAAACAUCAUUAGGCAUGGUAAUUUUUUUCAUCAUUAGCAGAUAACAUGGGUGUUGUGCACAUGGGCAUCUGGUGGGGUGGCAGGAGUGGGACAAAGCUGCAGAAUUCUCCUUGAAAAAUCAGUUCUCCUGAGGUUGGAGCAUCCCUGAAAGCUGCUUGGAGUAUCGAGGUGGUGCUGGGAGGAGCAUCUGGGGCUUUGGCCUUCAUUUCCCCUUGCUGGAGGAAUGGUGGGGAGGUGUCUGUACUAGCACAGGGCUGUCCCUUGGAAGCCCAGACUUGAAUUCAAGGCAAGAAAAGGGGAAAAAUUUUCAUAGAAGAAAAAAAAAUAUAUAUAUAAAAAUAAAACCACCCAGAAAACCCAAGUGAAAGGGACUGGGAGCAUUGGGAGAGAAGGGGAAGCCCUGGCUCAGCAAUGCCUUCAGG
Molecule: messenger RNA, 4308 nt
Organism: Calidris pugnax (ruff)
Lineage: Eukaryota; Metazoa; Chordata; Aves; Charadriiformes; Scolopacidae
Gene: ANKS3
Product: ankyrin repeat and sterile alpha motif domain containing 3
Exons: 18
Coding region: 174-2321 (715 amino acids)
Cellular component (GO): cilium
Molecular function (GO): protein binding
Source: RefSeq, a predicted model, not a curated record